This is a messenger RNA of Ziziphus jujuba (common jujube), 1204 nucleotides long. RefSeq names its product LOB domain-containing protein 40. The transcript has 2 exons. The record is from RefSeq and is a predicted model, not a curated record. Gene Ontology annotation, biological process: regulation of gene expression. NCBI's taxonomy places the organism in Eukaryota, Viridiplantae, Streptophyta, Magnoliopsida, Rosales, Rhamnaceae. The coding region runs from base 153 to 938 and encodes 261 amino acids.
UCCCUCUACAAAAACCCACUCAACCACCCCCAAUUCUCUCCCUCACAAUUUCGUUCUCUUCCCCAAUUUUAUUUUUUCUUCGCAUUUUCCCUGCCAUUUUCUUCCUUCCCAAACAACCAGUUUCCAAUUUCAAAUUAUAAAACACAAAAACCAUGCGGCUCAGCUGUAAUGGAUGCCGAGUCCUCCGCAAAGGCUGCAGCGAAAGCUGUCCAAUCCGACCAUGUCUUCAGUGGAUCAAAUCCUCUGAAUCCCAAUCCAAUGCCACUCUCUUCCUCGCUAAGUUCUAUGGCCGUGCCGGUCUUCUUAACCUUAUUAAUGCCAGUCCUCCACAUCUACGACCAGCGACUUUUAAAUCUUUGCUUUACGAUGCUUGCGGUCGGAUUGUGAACCCGGUUCACGGUUCGACCGGGUUGGUCUGGUCCGGCAACUGGAAUCUCUGCCAAGCCGCCGUCGAAGCCGUUCUUAAUGGCUCGCAGAUCGCGCCGGUUCCUAGCGAGCUAGCCGUUAGUAGCAUGAGCAUGCCAUUCAAAGCCUGCGAUAUUCGCCACGUGUCAAGGGAUGAGAACUCGGCUGCUUACGAUCGGCUUCACAAGGUUCAGUCGCGGAACCGGUUCAAACGCUCGGCUGGAAAGAAGAAGCCGAAGGUGGAGUUGAAGUCGGAAACAGAGGUCGCGAUGGAGUCGGCUGUGGACAACGUCGGCGGCGAUGGCUCCUCAUGCGCUCGGCUCUCGUGGUCUGGGUCGGCGAGUCGUGACUCGGGGUUGACUCAGCCGCCGAGUCCCGGAGGUGAUAGCGGAGACGCUGAUAAUGAUAGCCGGUCUGUAGAAACGGUGGAGACUUCGCUGGCGAAGCCGAAGCCGAAGGCGGAUGGUGAAGCCGGUUGUGGCGACUUGGAGUUGGAGUUGACAUUGGGGUUUGGACCGUGGAGUCAAGUAUAAUCCUAUAAGGGGAGCGUAUGAGAUUAACGGUCUUGAUGAAGACAAGUGUAACGUGUAACUGGGGUCAUGGUCCUCCUCCAACUCGAAUAGUUUAUGAAACAGCUAUACCUAGAUUCUAGAGACUUGAAUACUGUUUUUUUUUUUUUUGGUUUGAUUUUUCUGACUUUCUUUAAACGUAGUUUUUGGUGAUUAGAGCUGAAAGUGUAAAUUUAUACAAAUCAAAAGAAAAAAAAAUCAAAGAAAUAGAUAGGAACGAUUUGGUGGAA